CGUGUGGGGCUGUGCUUCAAGUUGCUCUUCGCUUUUGAAACUGCGCCAUUCUUCUGUCUGUCAACAUGGCGGGUACAGUGGCAAAGAAGUGUCUGAGUCCUCUGGGUUUCAUCACCAGGAGGCUGUCUGCUCCGGAGUUCAUCACCCAGUGCUGCUACCACAAGAAGGUGGUGGAUCAUUAUGAGAACCCAAGAAAUGUGGGCACGUUGGACAAACAGUCCAAGAAUGUUGGGACCGGCUUGGUGGGCGCUCCAGCCUGUGGAGAUGUAAUGAAGCUGCAGAUUGAGGUGGAUGACCAGGGGAAGAUCGUGGAUGCCAGGUUCAAAACUUUUGGCUGCGGCUCUGCUAUUGCCUCCAGCUCUUUGGCCACCGAGUGGGUGAAGGGAAAAUCUGUGGACGAAGCUUUGAUGAUAAAGAACACUGACAUUGCCAAAGAGCUCUGUCUUCCACCAGUUAAACUUCACUGCUCUAUGCUUGCGGAGGACGCUAUCAAGGCUGCCCUGGCUGACUAUCGCCUCAAGCAACAGGAUGACCAGCAGGAGGCAGUCAGGGCCAGCAAUUAAACGGAGCACUCGCUCUCUGAGCUGGGCGCCACUUGCUUCCUGCUGCCAAGAAGAGAAGUAGCAGUGGUCCAGCAUGGCCACCUCACUUUCCUGAAAUAUUAUAGUAUAACGUUGACGAUAUGUACACCAUCGUCAACCCUAUGUAGCUGUGUUACACCAGGCUUUCUGUCCUUUAACCCUGUAUACUGUACCUUUUAGCCUGUCACAUAAACGCACAAUGUGUAAACACUGUUUGGGUUGUUGGUACAAAAGCUGAGCCUUAUUUUUGAGAUUGUUUUAAGUUUGAGGAGUGUUGAUUUUGAAUGGUGUGAUGGAGAUGGUGAAUAAAGCUGACAGCUUUUUCAGUAUCCACCUGCACUCCCAAACACUGACCUUUUGAUAUGCAAAGUGGCUUCAAACAAUGAGAGGGUCCACUGAAUUUAAGAUUAAUUUAUAAUUAUUUAGUAAUGCUUCCUUGACAGUCUGCAAUAAAAGUAUCUUGAAUCACA
Molecule: messenger RNA, 1051 nt
Organism: Dicentrarchus labrax (European seabass)
Lineage: Eukaryota; Metazoa; Chordata; Actinopteri; Moronidae
Gene: iscub
Product: iron-sulfur cluster assembly enzyme b
Exons: 5
Coding region: 66-563 (165 amino acids)
Biological process (GO): iron-sulfur cluster assembly; intracellular iron ion homeostasis
Cellular component (GO): cytoplasm; mitochondrial matrix
Molecular function (GO): ferrous iron binding; 2 iron, 2 sulfur cluster binding
Source: RefSeq, a predicted model, not a curated record